Molecule: messenger RNA, 602 nt
Organism: Brassica oleracea var. oleracea
Lineage: Eukaryota; Viridiplantae; Streptophyta; Magnoliopsida; Brassicales; Brassicaceae
Product: monothiol glutaredoxin-S4-like
Exons: 1
Coding region: 171-479 (102 amino acids)
Source: RefSeq, a predicted model, not a curated record
UAGGAACGCUUAUAGUCGAUCUUAUUACAUCAAACACAAGAAUUCAAAGUCACUUCUCUCAUCUUGGUCCCAAAAUUCCUAAAGCUUUCCAGUUUCCACAUUUCCCCUAAGUUGAAAAUUUUUCAUAUUCUAAAAGGAAAAUUCUUCCAGAAACCAUACUUUUAUCACCGAUGGAGAAGCUACAAAAGAUGGUAUCCGAGAAACCUGUUGUGAUAUUCAGCAAGAACUCGUGCUGCAUGUCCCACACAAUCAAGACUCUCUUUGUCGACUUUGGCGUGAACCCAACGAUCUAUGAGUUAGAUGAGAUCAACAGAGGUAAGGAGAUAGAACAAGCACUGGCUCAGCUAGGCUGCAGCCCGACUGUUCCUGUGGUGUUCAUAGGAGCCCAACUGGUUGGUGGAGCCAAUCAAGUCAUGAGUCUUCAUCUCAAUCGCUCUCUCGUCCCAAUGCUUAAGCGCGUUGGAGCGUUAUGGGUUUGAUUAUAAACGCACACAAUAUUCUAAUGUUUUGUAAGAACAAGAUGAAACUAAAAAAAUGAAAUCAUCUAUACAUAUAUUUGAAGUAAGUCUACCUAAGUUUUGAGGAGAUAAUGAGUCUACCUA